AUUUGAAAACAGACAUGGUGUGCCAUCUUGAAUAUACCUAGUCUUAUCUUAUGAAACUGAAGAUGUUUUCAAUCGAUAAUACAGAUAGCUUUACACGAAGAAAACAAGUUUGUGUCAAGCGUUUGUUUAAUAGUUAUUUAUUAUAUUAUUUGUUUAUAUUUAAAAUGAAUUCAGAAGGUUAUGAAUUUCUGGACGAAGAUAAGAAUCAAGAUGAAAUUCGUACGGAAUUGUCACACAUGAGUUUCGAAGAUUUACAAAAAUUAAAAGAAAAACUUGGUACAAAGGUAUACAAUGAAACUGUAUUUGGUAGUCGAAAGAAAAAGGAAGUACUUUUCAAAAGAGAAAACAAAAAUAGACCACGAGAAAUGUCUACGAAGAAACAAGUGCCAAGGUUUAGAGAAAUAAUUCAGGUUAAGAAGCAUAUACCUAGAGAUCCACGUUUCGAUAGUUUAUGUGGUGACUUUAAUGAAAAAGCAUUUAGAAACGCAUACAGUUUUAUUAAUGAUAUAAAGAAGGAGAACUUAGUUACUUUAAAAAGCGAGUUACAAAAGACAGAUGAUCCGAAAGAGAUAAAAAAGAUCAAAUAUCUUAUUCAACGAUUGGAAAAUCAAUUGAGAGAGCAAAAGAGAAAGAACAUGAAAGAAGAGAAGAAGAUCGAAGAGAAGAAGUUAAUAGUAAAAGCUAUCAAAUCUGGACAGAAACCUUCUUUCAAAAAGAAAUCGGAGAAGAAAGUUCUCGAUCUAAUAUCUCAAUACGAGGAAUUAAAAAAUUCAGGGAAAUUGAAGACACACAUCAAGAGGUUGCGCAAGAAAGCUUUACACAAAUCCAGACCACAAAUGGAACAAGCAAGUUGGACAAAUACGAACGUAGAGUAAUAAACUCGAAGAUAUUUUUAUAACGUAUAUAUACAUAUAUGUAUAUGUAUAUAAACCUUAGGUAGAACAAUAAACAUAUUUACUGUUAAUCAAACGAUACUCAUUUCUACUUUAUUUUCAAGAGUAUCUUAUCCAAUAUCCGAAUGAUAUUCUAUCAUCUAAGUGGUAAGUUCCAAAGAGAAAAACGCUUAUUAAUUAUGUAUUUUUUAUUUAACAUCAAAAGUAAUGACACUUGGGUUGGACAAUGUCUCUCGCUUCAUCCUUAAUGUAUUUCAUGUGUGAAAACGGAACUUAUAGAAUAAUCAAUAUGAAAGGAAUCAUCAAUUAGAAGAGAUAUUUGAUCGAUAGAGCAGUGUAUCUCUGUAAUUCUAUUCUCGUAGGUGUGUAUCGUUUGUCUGUCCCCUAUGUAUUAUGUAUUAUUUUUUUUUCUUUGUGUGUGUUACAUGUGAAUGUGUGUAUAUAUAUAUGUAUGCAUGUACGUAUGUAUAAUGUGUCCAUAAUAUGUGUACGCGUGUAUAGGUAUAUAUAUAUAUUUCUAUAUAUAUAUAUAUAUAUAUAUUUAUAUUCAUAUGCAUUUGUUCCGUAUGCGGCGCUAAACGAAAAACAGAAAAAGAUUACAAGGAGACCCGUACCCAAAAGGUGGCCCUUCUCAAGCGUGAAAGCGCCUUCUCGUUGGGUCCACCGUUCACGCACGAUCUGUUUGUCCGCGUCUUCAAUUAUUUAAAAUAUGUACAAUAUUAAUAAAACAUCAUUCAUUUUUUUUUUUCCUUUAUAUUUUUAAUCAUUCAAUGAUUCUCUCGCUUGCUUUAUUUUAAUAUGUGGCGGGCUGCGCAGGGUUUUCGACGUUCCACUAGAUUUUUCCGACGUUCUUGGGUUAAUAAUAACAAUAACAAUAUAAUAAUCAUUAUUAUAAUAUAUUACUAGAAUAAAGGAGACAAUAGUUAAAUCAUUCUUUCAUUUUCUGUUUCCUUCUAUUUUAGGUGUUUUGUAUUAUUCUCAAUGUUAGAGGACUAUCUCUCUCUCUCUCUCUCUCACACACUCUCACUCUCUCUCUCUCUCUCUCUCUCUCUCUCUUUGGGCACAAAUAAACAUUCUUUGUUUUUUAAUAUUAUUUCAACGGAUGAGAAUCCAGAAAUAAGACAAAACAAAAAGAAAAAAGAAAAGAAGGAAGAUACCAAAAAAGAAGAAAAGAGCGAAAAUCAAGAUCCCUUUCUCUCUCGUACAUUUUUUCAUACACUUCUGCACGGUCCAUCGAUUCACUCGAAACUCGAUUUUCGCGAAUGAACAAACUAGAUUUAAAAAAAAAGAAAAGAAAAGAAAAGAAAGAUCGAAAGUCGGACGAUAAAAGGAAAGAAGAAAAGGAAGAAGAUGAGAAAAAGAAUAAACAUGAUU
Messenger RNA from Vespula vulgaris, 2267 nucleotides. RefSeq names its product ribosomal RNA processing protein 36 homolog. The record is from RefSeq and is a predicted model, not a curated record. Gene Ontology annotation, cellular component: nucleolus; 90S preribosome. The transcript is spliced from 3 exons. NCBI's taxonomy places the organism in Eukaryota, Metazoa, Arthropoda, Insecta, Hymenoptera, Vespidae. Gene Ontology annotation, biological process: maturation of SSU-rRNA from tricistronic rRNA transcript (SSU-rRNA, 5.8S rRNA, LSU-rRNA). Bases 51 to 875 code for a protein of 274 amino acids.